CGGCGACUUCCCUCCAACUUGAACUUGUAUCAUUAGACCCUCUGCUCUUCAACCGCUCUUUAGGGAUGCAUAAAACGCUGUAGCGCUGUAACCAUGCUUUCAGUCUCGCCGAACGACUAUGGCAGUGAUUCGGGCCAGGAUUCAGCCAUCCCCCGCUUUCCCCACACCAGAGCGCAACUGUCGGCUAUAGCACGCCUCUACAAGCCUGCGAACAACUAUGACAGCGACGCUGAAGGCGACGAGUUCUCUCGCGUUAGCUCUGACGUUGUUGGGAAAGUCGUCAGUCUCCUUGACGAGGAGGACGAGGAUGAACUCAAGUCCCUCCUCAAGGACACGUAUGGGGUAGACGAGGAGGAACAGCUCGAACAACAUGUCCUAGACCUUAUGCAUAAGCAUAGGGACGACGUCGCCGGUAUACCAUUCCUCGCCCUUACACCGACGCGCCGUCCCAUCUCUCGGCCCUCCUCUCGGGCGUCCACUCAUUCGGCACGUCUUCCCCGCCCCGACACUCCUACGUCUGCGCCAAGCUCCCCUCUUGCAAUGGUGUUCCGUAGGCCUCAUACACCAGCGACCUCACCGUUAGCUACGCGCGAGGCUCAGUCAUACAUGACGGCGAAGCCAGAAUCGCGCUCGUCUUCCCCGGCUCUGUGGGGCUCUCUGCCCCAUACUCUCGCUGCAAGUAUGCCCUCGUCCCCCGUUUCUUCACCUCGCAUCUUGAAUGCGAAGGCCUCGGAGUUCAAGCCCAUCCCGCGCCCUCUGUCUGCCGCGUCAUCUCACCCUAGUCUGCAGAAUUUGCGAGCAGAGACGCCAUCCCCAGAUCUGUGGGCCCAUACUCCGAACAGACCAUCCUCCAAACUUGCCAUAGCUGCACCGCUUUUGCCAGAUUCCGGAAGUCGGUCACUGACCCCGAGCUCAUCAUUGCGGUCUUCCCUGCGCCCUGGUGAAGAUGACGACGAGGACGACCCGUUCGAUCCAUUUUCUGCGAAGACCCUCCCCCGUGCAUUCCAUCCUGUGAUUGCAGCUGACUUGGAGAAUCCUGCGCCCUGGGCUCAGUCGCCAAACUCUGCUUCCUCCCUGUCGACCGACGAUCAACCUCCCCAUAUGGGAGUCGAAGGAGGCGAGGAAAGUAAAGAAUCAGAGGAUGCCGCAGCUGCUUUGCUCACAGACGGAAUGACACCGUUCGACGUCCUGAGUUCUGUAUUCGGGGCAACGCUCGCUCCUUCCGAAUUAGAGGACGCUUUGGCUCAUAAUGGAUACGACUUUGAGCGCGCCAUGAGCUGGCUCGUUGACCGUGCACUUCCGUCCCCACCUGCCGACUCUCAAGUUCGAGUGCAGAACAUGGGAGCUAGGGUAAUGGUUGUUUCCAGAGAUGGGGGGCAGAAUGGGACGGUACGCGGCGGUCGUGCUGGCUACGGUAAUUUCCCCGCCGCAAGAGGUCGUGCAGGAUUCAACGGACGCCCCGGGACUGGUGGCGCUCGAGUCUGCAGAUAUUUCCUUGCUGGCGAAUGUCUCAGGGCGGAUUGUCGUUUCAGUCACGACCUUGAACGGGCGUUAUGUCGGUUCUGGCUGCGUGGAACUUGCGCCAAAGGCGAAAACUGCGAAUUCCUGCAUCAUUUGCCAGAGAAUGUGGAUGUAUCCAGUAUAACUGCUGCCAUGUCCCGCACCGGAUUGCAGGAGUCCCCAUCUCUUGACUACACCUCAACUCCUCCGCUGGACGAUUUCCCAGCCCUCGGCAUGGAUAACUUCAAGAACAGGAGGGGUGUCUACGCGGCUUACAACGAUCCUAGCCGGGCGAGAUUCGCCUCUGCCGUGAAACGCGCUGCCGCAACGGUUCCGACCAACGCAGCGCAACCUCAGUCCCAAAACAGCGCCAGUCUUGCGGCACGCAGAGCUGCUAUGGGCAAUGCUGCUGAACCUCUCCACCACAGCACGGCAAUUGUGGCCCCGAAGCCUUCACCCCGCAUCAAGCUACGCCCUCCGAGUUUGCUUCCGACGCUGCCAACCGGAGAGGCCGUCAACUCGCUGUACAUGAACUACCGAUCUCGGGCUUUGCAGUUGGGCGCUGCGAGGAAUGCUUGCCUCUCUCGCGCCGCAGAUGCCUGGCGGAGGGGUGACGGUGCUGCCGCGAAGCGGUUCAGCAGGGAAGGGCACGAGCUAAACGCGAAGAUGAAGGCGGAAAUGACCGAUGCGGCGAGCAAACUCGUCAAAGAACGCGCGAAGCUCGCCCAAGAGGCUGUCAAGUCGAGGGAUGCGAGCUGGUCAGAUGAGCCCGGAGAUCGUACUGCUCGCGGGCGCCUCAUCGGGGCCGGACUUGGUGUCUGCCUGGGCAUUGCUAGCAAGAGUGUCGCUGACGGAAACAAGUUGACUGCGGAAGAAAGGACGGAGAGUAUGCUGGAUCUGCAUGGUCUGCAUUCUAACGAGGCGACCGAAGUCCUGGAGGAGUUCUUAUUGGCUCUUGAGCGUGAACACUUCUAUGGCUUGGCCUAUGUCGUCGUCGGAGAAGAGAAACACACUGGAACGCAGGACCCUGCUCGCGGUGCAUCGCGGACCCGUCUCGCUGCCGGCGUGCGUGAAUGGCUUCAUCGCUGGGGGUACCCCUGGAGCGAACGUGAUGGAGUGAUUUGCGUUGAUCCCUUGACGCACGCGGCCGGUUAGAGACUGAUAAACGGAUAUGAUACAUUGAUACAAAAAGACUAGGUUGGAGCUGGAUCGGACAUUAGAGAUCGAGGUAUGUUUGACUAGGCAGAAUCUUAAGCGCUUUCGAGAUUGUAUACUGUACCAUUGUUUUAUUUACAUCCACAAGAAUGUAUAUGUAUAUGUUGCACCACUUUCCC
Messenger RNA from Gloeophyllum trabeum ATCC 11539, 2834 nucleotides. RefSeq lists its product as uncharacterized. NCBI's taxonomy places the organism in Eukaryota, Fungi, Basidiomycota, Agaricomycetes, Gloeophyllales, Gloeophyllaceae. The coding region runs from base 94 to 2655 and encodes 853 amino acids. The transcript is spliced from 5 exons. The record is from RefSeq and is a predicted model, not a curated record. Gene Ontology annotation, molecular function: metal ion binding.